Purpureocillium lilacinum is the source of this 1740-nucleotide messenger RNA. RefSeq lists its product as uncharacterized. The record is from RefSeq and is a predicted model, not a curated record. Gene Ontology annotation, cellular component: membrane. NCBI's taxonomy places the organism in Eukaryota, Fungi, Ascomycota, Sordariomycetes, Hypocreales, Ophiocordycipitaceae. Gene Ontology annotation, molecular function: serine-type endopeptidase activity.
AUGAGCGCCUUUAUCUGCGCGGACGCCCGGCGCGCGCUGCUGAGAGUGGCAGCAGGGGGCGUCACAAAGAGCACCUGCAUGCAGAGCUCUGCGGUCCCCCUUCGAUUCCUCCUCGGCAGCAGCAGCAGCAGCUCCCAAACUCGAUCAAUUACAUCUCGGUGCCAACGAAAAUGGCAGACGUCACGAAUACUACACAGCCCCGCAAGUGAGACGAGCCCGCGGCGGACAUUCUUCUCUUCCACCAAGAUCAUCCGCAACUACGAGGAGCUGCCGCGCGACUACCGCGACCAGACCGGCCUCGUCUUCCGCAGCAAGGACAUCACCGAUGAGGAGGCUAAGCGCAUAUUUGGGCCGAGGAUGACGGCCGCGGCGGCGAACCACCUGCUGCGGAUCCUGCACGGGCGGCGCGUCGCCGGCACGCUCGAGGACCCGGCGUUUGCGGUGCACACGGCGCAGUUCUCGCCGGAGCAGAUGGCGGCGGGGCUCGCGUACCUGCGCGAGACGGUGCCGGUCGGGGAGGUGAUGAACGCGGGGCUGCGCGCCGAGGACGAGCUGAACCAGAUGGAGCUGGAGCGGGAGCAGGCCGAGAAGCGCAAGGCCAAGGGCGCCGAGGAGGCGGCCUCGGAGCAAGCGACAGAGGAAGACGAAGCCAAGGUCGACCCGGUAUACGGACGGAGCAGCUUUGACGCGAUGCGCGCGCGCAUCAAGGCAAAGGACAAGGCACGGGAGCGGGCACUCGAGGAGGAGCGCCAAGCCAAGGAGGCUCAGGAACCAGCCGCCGCCGCGGGACCCCUGGCCAAGAGGGAAGACGGCACGAGAGCAAUCACGAACCCCAAGGUGGCCGAAUACUACGCCAAGGCACAGUCGACUUUGGAGGCGCCUCCAGAGAUGCGCACGUGGGAGCGAAUCGUGCCGUCGGCGACGGUGGUGGCGCUGGUCCUGGGCUUCAUGGCGGCCGUCGCGAUGGUGUACGAGGAGCCGAUGCCGCGCUACCGGCUGCUACGCGAGCUGUCGACGGCGCAGGCCACGGUGGGAGCCAUGAUCGCGGUCAACGUGGCCGUGUUCCUGGCGUGGCGGGUGCCGCCGCUGUGGAAGACGCUCAACAAGUGGGCGAUCCUGGUGGUGGCGACGCCGCGGCCGGCCACGCUCUUCACGGCCGUCUUCUCGCACACCAAGCUGAGCCACCUGCUGGUCAACAUGGUGCCGCUGUGGUUCGUGGGCACGGCGCUGCACGAGGAGCUGGGGCGGGCCGACUUCACGACGCUGUACGCGGGGUGCGGCGCGGUCGGGUUCCUGGGCAGCCUGACGACGUACACGCUGCGCGGGUGGCUGACGGUGACGUCGCUGGGCGCGUCGGGGGCGACGCUGGGGCUCUGCGCGGCGUACUUUUGGGAGCACCGGUCGGACGGGUUCAAGGUGCUUGGCCUGCCGCGCGAGGGCGUCCACGGCAUCGUCUUCCUGGCGCUCAUCGCGGCGGUGCAGCUGGCGGGGCUGGGGCGCACCAUGCGCUACAAGGUGGACGUGGCGUCGCACCUGACGGGCAUGGCGGCGGGCGUGCUGGGGAUGGAGAUGCUGAACCGCACGGAGAGGAGGAGGAAGGGUGGUGGUGGGCGCGGCGAGGGCGGCAAGGAGGUGAUUGAGCUGUGGACGCCCGAGGGGCAUGGUGGUGCUGAGGGUGAGGGUUUGGCGGUGGGAGCAGCGGCGGCGGCGCGGAAGCCGGCGGCUGUGGAUGCGUCAUGA